CAGAGUAAUAAUAAAAAUGAAAAUUAUUUAUUUAUUAGUUUUAUUUGUUUUAUUAAGUGUUAAAAAAAUUGAAUCUUUUAAAUGUUGUGUACCGGAUCAAUGGUCAGGUACAGCACUAAGUAUGGGUUCUGAUGGUAAAUUGUUUAAAAAGAAUUAUUACUAUGACGCUACACAGAUGACAGUAAGAAUCGAUUCUAUAUACUCUACUAAAAGUGAAUCUACAUUUAGUUACUAUACAAACAUGACAACUACCGGUAGAGAAUGGGUCUAUAAUAGGUUCGAAAAUACUUGCUAUGAAACCGGACCUGAUUAUUGGAACUAUCAAUGCUUUGGCGAAGAGUAUGGCCUUCCAUUCGUUAAGACUGAUUCUGGUGAAAAUAUUUUCUCUAAUCCAUCCAAUGGCAUCACAGUUGUAACCACCUCAGAUACUUGCUUACCAAUUUCGAUCACUAAUAAAUAUGCUGGUCUCCACUUUAAGUUUUUUAAUACCAAAGAUUAUAUUGAAGAUCCAUCUGUAUUUAAUAAACCAUCCGUUUGCAAAUAA
Molecule: messenger RNA, 544 nt
Organism: Dictyostelium purpureum
Lineage: Eukaryota; Evosea; Eumycetozoa; Dictyosteliales; Dictyosteliaceae
Exons: 1
Coding region: 17-544 (175 amino acids)
Biological process (GO): cell-matrix adhesion
Cellular component (GO): lysosome; extracellular region
Molecular function (GO): calcium ion binding
Source: RefSeq, a predicted model, not a curated record